This is a messenger RNA of Echinostoma caproni, 1272 nucleotides long. NCBI's taxonomy places the organism in Eukaryota, Metazoa, Platyhelminthes, Trematoda, Plagiorchiida, Echinostomatidae. The record is from the annotation of a GenBank genome assembly.
AUGGUUCACCAGCUUCAGCAAGCUAGUCAAGCGGCGAAGGGCGAACUGCACCUAAUCUCCGACGCGUCUGAAACGAGAUACGGAGCAGUAGCCUACGUAUGUUGGCCGCACGUGAACGGCGAGCGCAAGACAGAAUUACUUUUUACCAAAGCCCGGGUCGCCCCAUUCAAGUGCGUUUCGGUACCCCACAUCGAACUGACCGCGGCCGUGAUAGCAGUGCGUAUAUCUCAGCAGUUGCGUAUAUUCGAAGAUCGCUUCACGUUCUGGAACGACUCCGAGAGUGUAAUACACUAUGUGAACAACGUCAGCACUAGGUCCAGCACCUUAUUUUCCAAUCGACUGAGGGUAUUGCACGAAGAGACUAAGGUGCACCUAUGGCGAUACGUGAAAUCUGCGGAUAACCCAGCCGACUACUGCUCCCGAGGCUUGAGAUCCUUGGUCAAGCUGAGCGAUUGGCUCAGCGGCCAGAUAUUCCCGACCACCGCAUCAAAGGACGAGAGUACAUUCUGCCCGCCAGCAUUGACAGAGGACUUACUGCUAGACGAAAAAGAAGCAUCAAACGAUAGCGGUGAAGAGGAGCCGGAAAGCGGUUCGGAUUUGUUCUCUUGCUCUAUCGACUGGUACCACGCAUUUGAAACCAUGGAUUUUCCCACCUCGUCCAGCUAUCAUCGUCCAGACUCAUUCAGUGUUUCACAGCGUUACCGGGCUGCACCGACGCGAUUGAACGCACGCCCUUUUCUUCUACGCCCGGUGCAAACACACGAUCCGCCUCAUGAACCGCCGCCGGUGCAUUCCCAGCGUGCUUUUGGCCACGAAACUUCUCGUUCUUCUCAAUCCAUGAAAUUGGGUUCUGUGUCCACCAAAGCCUCAUCACUGGAUGAACUGCCUACCGAGACUUCGUUGCACAUUUUCCGCCUUCUGGAUGACAUUUCUUUGUGGGCUCUGCGCCGGGCAUCAUUCAGUGUGCCGUGCCGCUUGUGUCUGGAAGGGCUCCCAUUCCCGAUCCUAUUUCCGGUUGAGGCACCAAAUUUGCGCUAUCGUCGGAUUGUGCACGAAAUCAAAAAUCUGUGCACCGAUUCACCUUAUGGAAUUCGUGUACUGGCUUUGGACACGGAAGCCUAUUCUUAUUAUCUGGCGGGAAUCGAGGGCCCGCUCCAAUUCCCGUACCAGGGGGGUCUGUUUUAUGUUUUCCAUGGUGAUGUGGGUAUGGAUGACAUUCAGCACAACUGGAGUCUGGUUCUUACCCUGAAGAAAUUGCUUAUCGGUGUCUAA